Molecule: messenger RNA, 6280 nt
Organism: Ictalurus furcatus (blue catfish)
Lineage: Eukaryota; Metazoa; Chordata; Actinopteri; Siluriformes; Ictaluridae
Gene: spire1b
Product: spire-type actin nucleation factor 1b
Exons: 16
Coding region: 314-2431 (705 amino acids)
Biological process (GO): cleavage furrow formation; actin filament polymerization; actin filament network formation
Cellular component (GO): cytoplasmic vesicle membrane; cell cortex
Molecular function (GO): actin binding
Source: RefSeq, a predicted model, not a curated record
UGUUUGUGCAAUAUAAAACAACACUGGACACCUUUAACACCAUAAGCUGUAAAACGAUAAAUGAUACGCAUGCGCAGUACGGCUCGGGCGUCGUCGUAAAAACUGUGAAGAACUGUACGCAUGCGCAGUGCAAACCCACCAGAUUGGUUAGUAACAAAUGCGGUCAGGUAACAGUAGGGAUCUCUGCGUGUUUCUCUACCAGCUGUGUUUCUCUCUCGAUGGAUGGAUGGGAAGAACGGGAGGGUGUGUGAAAGACGACUAAAAUGAAAGGAGGAUGUGUAAAAGGUGAGCGGACGCCAACUCGGAGCAGCUGAUGGAUGCCGCGGCUCCUCUGGCUCACGCCAUGGAGAAGGAGGAUGCGGAUGGAGAGGCUGAUGAUCUCUCGCUGGAGGAGAUCUUAACGCUGUACGACCAGCCGAUCAACGAGGAGCAGGCAUGGGCGGUGUGUUAUCAGUGCUGUCAGGAUUUAUCCGGUUCGGAUCAGCCCAGGGUUGUCAGAGGACCAAGAGAUGUCAGGAUCCAUAAAGACGGCACUGUCGGGUUACAAAGAUCUCCAGGGAAGGAGCACUCGGCGUCCGCUGUGGUCACGAAUGUAAUUGAGUCUCUGGGCAUUAUGAUCUACAAAGCUCUGGACUAUGGCCUGAAGGAGCACGAGGAGAGAGAACUUAGCCCACCUCUCGAGCGGCUGAUCGACCUCAUGACCAACACGACCGAGCUGAACCCUGACCCCUGCCCCGACGAAGGCUACGAAGCCACCGAGGAUGAGGAGGAAGAAGAGCUCAGCCAGAGAAGAGGGAGUCGCCACUACCGAGAUGUUCUUAAGCUGUGCACGAUGCACCUCCCGAGCCCGACCGAUGCCCCUGAUCACUACCGGGCCGUGUGUCGCGCACUCUAUGCUGAAACCAUGGAACUGCGGACGUUUCUGGAAAAAAUUAGGAGUGCAAAAGAGAACCUGCGGAAGAUGGAAGACAACAAAACUGCCAAUUCAGCCAGAGACCUGAAUGAGCUCGAGAACGAAGACUGGGCAAGGUUCUGGGUGCAGGUGAUGAGGGACUUGAGGACCGGCGUGAAGCUGAAGAAGGUGCAGGAACGGCAGUAUAACCCUCUGCCCAUCGAGUUUCAGCUCACACCCUACGAGAUGCUCAUGGACGACAUCCGCGCCAAACGCUACACACUGCGCAAAGUCAUGGUGAACGGAGACAUUCUUCCUCGGUUAAAGAAGAGCGCACAUGAAGUCAUCCUGGAGUUCAUCCGAUCCAGACCGCCCCUCAAUCCUGUGGCAGCACGUAAGCUGAAGCCUCAGGUGGAACGUCCUCCGAGCCUCCAUGAAAGGAUCCUGGAGGAGAUCAAAUCCGAGAGGAAGCUCCGCCCAGUGUCACCUGACCAGAUUCGCAGGAGCAAUCUGGACAUCUCCGCCCCUGACGCAGCGAGGAAGGCAUCCAGCUCGCUCUCGUUAGCUAAUGGCUCGUCACUCCAGGCAAACAGCACCAGCGGCUUCCAGAGAAAGAGACUCCAUGCCCCCACUCUCGCCGAACUGGGCAGCUCAGACUCGGACGAUGAGACGGUGGGUCAAAGGUCAGCCAGCAGCUCCAGCAUCUCCACACCGAUAGUUGAGGACACAUCGCCGGAGUCUGUGGUGGGAAAGAAGACUCCGCCCAUGUUCCUGCCCAUCUCCUCCACACCGCAGCCGGAGAGGAGGCAGCCGGCACAGAGGAGACACUCCAUAGAGAAGGAGACGCCCACAAAUGUCCGGCAGUUCCUCCCUCCAUGCAGACAGAGCUCCAGAUCCUUAGAGGAGUUCUGCUUCCCGGUGGAGUGUUUGGCCCUCACGGUGGAGGAGGUGAUGCAUAUCCGGCAGGUCCUGGUUAAAGCCGAGCUAGAGAAGUUCCAGCAGUACAAAGACAUCUACAACGCUCUAAAGAAAGGAAAGCUCUGCUUCUGCUGUCGGACUAAACGGUUCUCCUUCUUCACCUGGUCUUACACUUGCCAGUUCUGCAAAAGACCGGUGUGUUCACAAUGCUGUAAGAAGAUUCGGUUGCCCUCUAAGCCGUACAGCAGUCUACCCAUCUACUCUCUGGGACCAUCCACUUCCACGCUGUCCCGGGGCAAAUCAGAGAAGACGAGCACAAGCCAGCGCCGGCCUAGCCUUCAGCGCACCAUGAGCAGACUGUCCAAGUCAUCACGUCAGGCCUCAGCGUCGUCCUCACGCGAGGACAUCGAGCUCCCUAAGGAGCUCACUGAAGACUGGAGCACCAUGGAGGUGUGUGUGGACUGCAAGAGUUUCAUCUCAGACAUCAUCUCGUCCAGCAAGCGCAGCCUUUCCUUGGCCACCAAACGUGGCCGAAUGAAGUGCAAGACUCACUCAUUCAACGAGCCCUCAACCACGGGAUCCGAGUACCGGCCGUCUGAGAGAACCAUUCAUGAAGUCUAAAUGACGUAUUUAAAGAAAUACAACUUGGACUAGACCGAGGUACUUCCUAAAGUGGAGUCCUCCUGGAGUACCCUCUGUUUGUCCUGGAGUUUACUACAACGUGAGCUGUUGACUGUGUAAUAUGAUGGCCAUAAAAUCCUUUUAAACAUGUAGGACUUAUUAACAAGAUUUGUUCAGGUGUACGUACAAGUAGGCAUGUGCCGAUAAUCACUUAGAUUCUGUGUGGAGAUAUGUUGAAGUGUCCACAAUAACAACGUGUUGCAUAUCUUCUAAGAGUUAGUUGUUCUUGUGGACGCUUCAGAAUAUCUCCACACCCCCUGAGCUCCUGAGAUUAAAGUCUGUCAAAUUCAGAAAGCAGCAUAAGGACAGCCGUCUUACAGAGAUCCUUUAUUUUGGACAAAUCUAAAGGAGAGAAGAAAGGCAGUACCAUAAUGGUUCACUGGAAGGUUUAAAAUGGUGGACAGAACUGUUGCUUUGACUCAGGAAUACAUUUACGCAAAUGUUAAUUCAUAUUUUUGCCUUUAAAUAUACUUGAUUAUUCAUGAUAGGCAUGAGUAGCUGACGAAUUAAGUAUUUUUUUUAAAUGUAAUCACCCAAAUAAAUGCUUGUUUUACUUUAAAAUACUGGCCCUGGUGCCUGUCAGAAGCACCACUGAACAUGAGACAAAGCAAGUUUAUUGAUCGGAGGGUGCCAAUACUUUAUUAUUCGUGAGAAAUUUAUAAACAAUUGCGCAAAAACGUUGCCGUAUUCACACUACAAGAGACUAUCGCUUUGUGAGGUGGUCUUUAUCGGUACAUUUAUUUAAUGUAUUUAGUCAGCUGCUAUUUUUUUGCUUGCUGUUUAACACCGCUGCUAAGCAACUGGGAAAUGUGAAUGCUACGAAUGGAGGCGAGUUACUGACUGAGGAGAAGAAUUUAACUAGCUAGCUAGCAUGUAACCAGCAAGUCUUUUAUUGUAGGGAAGGUAAACGGAGAGAGAACGCAGAAACCAGACCAGGUUGUCGAGAAUAUCAACAUUUACCUCAGAUGUGCUGGGAAAUUACUUUAAAAAAUGCUCUAAACAGAUAAAAUUACGCUCUAAAUACAGUUAGCGUCAAUUGCUAACUGGGUUUCUGCCUUUUUGAAAAAUGGCGACAUGGGGUGAUAAAGCUAACAGAAAAUAUCCGAAGGAGUGUAUUCCGGGUUGUUUGUGUGGAAUUUUCUCAUCAAUAUGGCAAACCCAGUACCUUAUCCGAAUUUAGAAAUAUUAUCAGUGAAUAAAAGGUAGCAUUGUGAAGACAUUUUUUGACUGGAACCUUCUCCAUGGCCAUGGUAUAAAACUGAUUAUGGGCACAUGUCUUGUCAUAUGCUAUGAUGUGUGUAAUGUACAACAGGGUGGACUGAAAAAAAAACCUACGUUUUGUCUUGUAAAUAUGUAUAUUUGCUGCAGGUGUACAGACCGUCGAUCAAGCUGUAUUUAUUUUUAUAUGAAUCGGGUGACAUGCUGUAGUUUGGCCACUGAUGUGAGAUGUUGUAAUGAUGCCUUGUUGCCAGUCCCAGUCCAAAUCCCCUUUAUUAAUCCAACCCCAGUUACAGAGUGAUGAGAAUCUACCAAUGUCAGUAAUGUUCUCAGCAGUUUAAUGUGAAGUGUCACUGGUAGCCAUGUUGAUCUGCUACUAAAUAUAAAGCCCUGACUUUCUUUUCAGUAGUGCAUGAUGGGUAAUGUCUACAUCCCUCCACAUUUCCUACUUUAGCAUACCGUAUGUAGGCCAUCAUUUGUUUGUAUUUCUCUAGGUGAACAUUGUCAAUAAUAGUAUUAAUUGAAAUAACUGAUCAAGUUUUUCUUUCGUAUAAAUGACCUAAUUGUGCAGUUUUCUGUUUUUUUUCUCUCUCUCUCUCUUUUCUUUUUUAUAUUUCUACCUAGCCUGCAUACCAUAAGCUGUUAAUUUGCCUUAAAGCCAUUGACUUUCUCAGUUAUUGUAAUCUUGUUUUACUCUACAGAACUGGACUUUGACAUAUGAUUGACAUGGUUUUGAGUGACGGUGGUUUUCUAAGUCGAGGGUUCUCUAAUAAGCACAACACAUUUAUUUUUAAAAAUAUCCUGGGAGAUGAUUUGCCAAAUCAAUAUUAGCCCAUUCUGAAAGCCAAAAAUGUCAUUUAAAUGAAAUGGAGCAUAACAAUAACAAAAAUCCUUUUGUAUCUUAACUAAUACCUUCUUUAUUGACCCUGAAUUGUUUGACAGUUUUACUGUGUUUACGUGUUAUCACGUUAUUCUUUUAAAACAGAAUUACCGAGACUUGGAAAUGCAUUAAAUUUACAUUAAAAAUGACAUUAUUUUAUGAAUUAUUCCACAAAACUACAUUACAGUUUAGGCAUCUACAGAAUGUUCUGGCAAUAUUUUAGGUCUUUAGAAGUAUACAAACUCAUGAAAUUAUUAUUAUUUUAUUUUAAUGAAGUAAUAUGUAUGUUUAUUUACGUUUACGGCAUUUGGCAGACGCCCUUAUCCAAAGCAACUUACAGUCUCUAUCAUCAAUAAAUAGACCCUGAUACUGGUUCACUAGGUCACGGACUAAGAGUACUAACAGUCUUAAAAACUGUUAGGGAGGUAAUAUACUAAGAAAAAGUACACAGACAACACAAUAUUAUUAUUUUUUUCAGCUAGUGAUAGUGUUUUUUUGUUUCCCCAGAGAAAUGUUUCUUGCAUUUUAUCUUCAUAUACUGCAUUUUUUUUUUGCCUUAUAAUUAUUGCCUUUCUCUGUCCCAUAAAGCAAAUGAUGGUUCACAGAUUCCCUAAAAACCAAAUGCACAACUACUUCUUGAGUACUACAACGACUGAAGCUAAGCACAACAUUACUAAAAUGCACCAAAGUGCUUAGAUAUGAUACGCUAUUUCAACAAGUCUUGUAAGGACUGGCUCACCAGGAGGUUGUAAGUUGAUAUCGCAAGACCGAGAGACACAAAAUGGACCCAUGAGCAAAACCCUCAUCAUUUAAAUAGGCGUUUCUACAAGACGGAAUCUGAGAGAGAAUCAUAUGAAUUUCAGUAUCUGGUGUUACGCGUUGACCAUAAUGGACUUUCCUCAUGCCUGAAUUUUUUACAAAAGACUUGUGGAACUUGGGCUGUAUAUGUACCUUCACACAAAUGACAACUGGAAAUUGCAUGUACAUCUGUGCUUGUGCAUUGGAUCUGUGACUGUGAUCAUUUUUGUUUCCCAAAAUCUGGAUGAUCAUAAUAAACAAAUGCAAUACCUUCAAACUGCUGCUGCUGUUGUAAUUAAGAGUUGGAAACCUACCUUUUAAUGGCUGUACUGUUUAAUUCGUUUUAUUACAUCUAACACUGUGGAACAUGGGGGCACGGUGGCUUAUUGGUUAGCACGUUUGGGGGUUUAAAUUCUGCCUCUGCCCUGCGUGCCAGGAGUUUGCAUGUUCUCCCUAUGCAUCGGGGGUUUCUCCCUAAUCCAAAGUUAUGCGUUGUAGGGUGAUUGGCAGGACUGUGUGUACGAUUGUGCUCUGCCAAGGCUUUGGAACCCGGUAUGGAAAAUGGAACAUCUGCACAGCAGGUAAAUUCCUGUUAUUACUUACAUUAUAGCAGCUAUAAACAGCUGUUCCCUCGCUAACCUUUCUUUUUACCAUGCUUGUCAAAUUACAGAGAAACUGGAAAGUGCGGCAUCCUGAAGGCUUUCCUGUGUCAGGAAACCUACAAUGACUGCUUUACCUCUGACUGUUAGGAGACUCCCUAACACAGGAAACUCCCUCCAUUAACGUUAAAUAAACAUCUCCUGACAGAACAUGUCAAUAUCAAUGAUUUUCUUUGUUAAACAACAGCAAGUGAUUAAUCUGUUCAUUAUUAGGCUUAUUAUAAGGAGUGCCAC